AUGAGCGGAGAGCUCGGCGUCCUGGUGGUGGUGGUCCUGAAGGCGCGGAACCUGCGUGACAAGCAUACGCUCUACAAACAGGAUGUUUACGCCCAGGUUACCAUCGCCGACAAGACACACGCAACGAAGAUCGAUGUCAAGGGCGGGCAGCAUCCUGUAUGGGACGAGGAGCUACGUUUCCAUAUCCACGAGGACCCCUCCGAGCGGCAGAGAACGAUGGAGGUCUCUUGCUGGUCCAAGGAACCUCGGACAGUCGAGUGUUUAGGAAAGGGAACGGUGGACAUCUCAGAGACCCUGCAGAAAGGCGAAUUUGAUGAUUGGGUGAAGCUGGACCUCGAUGGAAUAUAUCGGGGCGAGGUCUACCUCGAGAUGACGUUCUUCACCGCUGGUCCUCCCCACUUGCAGCGUCGCGCCUCCAAACUUCCGCCGUCGGAAAGAUUAGCACGUCCCACGCAGGCGUACCUGUAUCCCACGCAGCAUUCACCGCAGAAGAUGCCGCCCAGGACACCACCGAAGUCGUUGUCCCCCUCCCGAAAUCCGCCCAAUUUAGCUCGUCCUGACUCACAGCACUUCCCCUCGAUACCUACGUCACCCACAAGAACACACUUGGCCCCACCCCCCUCGUCGAGCCACUCUUCACCCGAGAGACGGUAUGAAGAACUUCCACUUCCGCCGUUGCCACAAGAGCUUACUCCCGAUCGCAUCCCUGCUAUUCUCCGACCUGGUAACCCCAAGGUUGCUACUCAAGCCUCUCAUCGUCCAAGGCCUGAGGCGCUCCCCGCUCAAAUCCGCCCAUCGCCGUCUCCCCCUCAUGGCACCGUUCCUUUAAGUGUCGGAUCAUCUCGCCCGCAAGCCGAUAUGUUCACUCCGCUAAUGGUGGCUCCUGGAUAUCCACUUCGCACUCAUAUACCUGCCUCUCAACCUUACAUUACUGAAUCUACGUUGUUUGUACCUCCACCUACCGCAUACUGUCCUCCGGCACAACAUCUUGUGGAACAAGUUGCACAUUCAAGGUUUCCCACAUCCCCGCCUCGUCCUGUGCAUGCAGGAGUACCCAGCCUUGCAUCCCCCCCACCGGCCUCCGGGACAUACGUGCCCCCACCGUCUUUACGCUCGGGCAACGGAAGAUAUCCAGACAUGCAUGCAUCUGCGCCGGCUAUUCAUUCUUCCUCCGAUCCAUCGGAGUCUCCUUUUUCCAUGCCCAUGCCUGGCCCUUUCCCCGACGAGCCAGCCGGAGUACAGGCGCCAACGCACCACGUGCAGCCGAGCGUGGCUCCCCUGCGUCUCCACCCUGGUAAAGCGCCAGCGAGCCAUCACGUCAGGACGCCAAGCCAGGAAGACCGUGAUAAGAUGUUGGCUAUGGAGAUCGAGCGGGAGGAGGAGGAGGAGAGGGAGAAACAGCUUGCUGGGCAGGAGGAGAGCGACUUCGAGCUUGCGCGGAGGCUGGAUAUGGAGUUGAACCUGCCCGAAGACAAACAACGCCCAUCUAUUACUGUUGAAGGCCCAAGGGAGGAAGCGCUUGUCUCCACAGUUUCCAUGCCUGGGAGUUGUCUGAAGUACGAGAAUAUAUUCUGCCUGAAAGUUGAAUCUACACAGCUGUGGGGCCGAGUUGCCGAAUUGCCGAGACGCCAUGAUGCUAGCCGCUCGCGCAACUCUGUUCUAAUUCAUGUCUGGUUCUCAGCUGUGAUCAAUGAAAGCUGCGUUUCUCGUCUUGAUUUCUCCGUAUCGGAUUCACUACUGAAACUCUGCAGCACUGAUAGGGCUGGGGUCGAAGAAAGAUUGCUAGACGUGCCUGAGUUCCUUUUUUGUACAUGCGAUGCCGCGAGUUCCGAACGGAUGGAGAAGCAGGACAUCAAGGCUGAGACGCUUGACUCGACCGUCGAAGAGGUCACCGAGGUCUUGGAGAAGAAUCCCCCGCAGACGCGACACGAGGACCGUGGAGGGUCGCGUAGGCUUGAGCUUGAUACCGGGCUCGAGCACCUGAAAUUCAGGAGGAGAUGGUGGCAGCUAUGGCUUCCGAAAGAUCCUCCACCGCCUCCACCGAAGUCUUUGGCCGAUGCAGCUAUUAGCCCCUUGGUAAAUGCGUCUUUCCUUUCUGUACUGUCUUAUACAUGGAUCAAUUCCAUCAUGUUAUUGGGCUAUCAACGAACGCUGCAAGCCACUGAUCUCUGGAAGCUGGGCGAAGAGAUGGAAGCAGGGUAUCUAGGCGAGAAAUUGGAUGUUGCGUGGGCGCGCCGUCUUCAGGCAGCUAACGAAUGGAACACGAAACUUGCCCAUGGCGAUCUAAGACCUGGAUUAAUGAAUCUCCUACGAUGGAAUAUCCAAGCAUUCCUCAGCGGUCAUUAUACGAAGAGGCGUGAGGAACUCGAGCAGCACUGGCGAUAUGUGGAUGGCAAGAAACAGGCAAGUAUUGCGUGGGCGCUUAAUGAUGUCUUCGGUGCCAGCUUUUGGUUGGGCGGGGCGUUCAAGGUUUUUGGCGACACUUCGCAAAUGAUGGGUCCAAUUCUAGUACGGGAAAUUAUCAAAUUCAGUGAAGAACGGACAGCCGCCAAGGCCGAGGGAUUGCCGUCCCCGAAUAUCGGUCGAGGAGUUGGUAUGGCAAUUGGCCUAUUUUGCACGACAGUUGCGUCUAGCGUUGGCCAACACCAGUUUUUCUGGCGAUCGAUGACAACAGGCAUGUUGGCCAGAGCGGCCCUCAUCUCCUCGAUUUACAAACGAGGUGUCUCCCUCACUGGCAAAGCUCGCAUGAGUCUGCCCAACGCGAAGCUGGUGACCCAUAUCUCUACUGAUGUCAGCAGAGUUGACGCCUGUGCUCAAUGGUUUCACGCAGCAUGGACUGCACCGAUCCAAGUGAUGGUCUGCCUGAUCAUUCUCCUGGUUGAGUUAGGGCCGUCCGCCCUCGCAGGCUUCUCACUUUUCCUCUUGCUUGUGCCUAUACAAGAGCGAGUCAUGUCGUAUCAGUUCAACGUGGGCAAGCGGACUCUGUUGUGGACGGACAAGCGAGCGAAGGUCAUCCUCGAAGUACUUGGCGCCAUGCGGGUGGUGAAGUAUUUCUCUUACGAGCUGCCGUUCUUAAAACGCAUUUACGAUAUGCGUAAGAUCGAACUGCAUGGUAUCAGGAAGAUCCAGUUUGCGCGAUCCGCCAACAUCGCGUCGGCAUAUUCAGUCCCGGUACUGGCUGCGACCUUGUCCUUCGUGACAUAUACGUCGACUAAGAGUGGAUUUAAUGUCGCCGUCAUCUUCUCUUCGCUGUCUCUGUUCCAGCUACUUCGCCAACCUCUGAUGUUCCUUCCCCGCGCUCUUUCAGCAACAACGGACGCACAGAAUGCGCUUUCCCGACUUAAUGGUGUAUUCCAUGCGGAACUCGCUACAGGUGACGCGUUCAUCGUUGACCCUGAGCAGGAGCUCGCAUUGGUAGUCAAAGACGCUACGUUCGAAUGGGAAGAAACCUUCUUCGACGAGGAGGGGGAGACAACCAAGUCUGCAGAUUCGUCAGCCGCUGUAACUGCCACUCCUUUCCAAGUGAAGAACAUCAACAUAUCUGUGAAGCGUGGAAGUCUUGUGGCCGUCGUCGGCUCCGUUGGAAGUGGGAAGUCGAGCUUACUUCAGGGCUUCAUCGGCGAAAUGCGCCAAGUCAAGGGACACGUGUCUUUCGGAGGACGUGUCGCUUAUUGCUCUCAGACGGCAUGGAUUCAGAAUGCUACCUUGAAAGAGAACGUGCUUUUCGGUCAGCCCUUCAAUGAAGAGAAGUACUGGAAAGCUAUCGAAUGUGCUUCUCUCCUUCCUGAUUUGCAAGUCCUGCCAGAUGGAGAUCUUACCGAGAUUGGAGAGAAAGGUAUCAACUUGAGCGGCGGACAGAAGCAACGUGUCAAUAUCGCGAGGGCUCUGUACUAUGAUGCCGACAUAGUGAUCUUCGACGAUCCACUAUCUGCCGUCGAUGCACACGUCGGCAAGGCCUUGUUCGCUGACGCUAUUCUCGGCGCACUUCGCGACCGUGGCAAGACUGUCAUACUUGUUACCCACGCACUCCAUUUCUUGUCUCAGUGUGAUUACAUCUACACGUUAGAGAACGGGCGGAUCGAAGAACAUGGGACAUAUGACGAACUCAUCAACAACCAGAUGGAAUUCUCUCGUUUGAACAAGGAGUUUGGAGGCCAGGCACAACAUGAGAAAGAGGUAGACGCGGAAGAGGCUGCGAUGGAUGGUCUACAGGGCAAGCCUCCAAUGGUCAUCGACGAGGUUGAGAUCAAGGCUCGAUCUGCCAAGCGCACCGCCGCAGGCUCAGGGAAACUGGAAGGUCGUCUCAUUGUUCCCGAGAAGCGGACAACUGGAUCCGUGUCCUGGAGAGUAUACAAGGAGUAUCUGAAAGCUGCGGGUUAUUGGAUGACACCAAUCCUGCUGAGUUGUAUGGUACUCAUGCAAGGCAGUCAAAUUAUGAAUACUUACACGUUGAUUUGGUGGGAGGGAGACACCUGGAAUCGAUCAAACUCCUUCUAUCAGACCCUUUAUGCAUGUCUCGGGGUAUCCCAGGCUCUGUUUACAUUCGCAGUCGGUGUAACGAUGGAUAUUAUGGGAUUUUAUGUUUCCCAGAAUCUCCACCGUGACUCGAUUCGAAACAUCUUUUUCGCGCCGAUGUCAUUCUUUGACACGACGCCGACAGGCCGUAUCCUGAGCAUCUUUGGCAAGGACAUAGAGAAUAUUGACAAUCAGUUGCCUGUUUCAAUGAGACUGCUUGUUUUGACUAUCGCUAACGUGAUCGGUAGCGUGUUGAUCAUAGCGGUAUUAGAGUACUACUUCGUUAUUGCCGCUGGGGCAAUUGCCUGUAUGUACAGCUACUUCGCGAACUUUUAUCAAGCUAGCGCUACGGAAAUCAAGAGGAUAGAUGCAAUGCUGCGAUCUAUCCUCUACGCUCAUUUUGCGGAGUCUCUGUCCGGUUUGCCAACCAUCCGUAGCUAUGGUGAAAUUCGCCGUUUUCUCUGCGACAAUGAGUACUACAUCGACCUCGAAGAUCGAGCCGCUAUUUUGACUAUCACAAAUCAGAGAUGGCUAUCGAUCCGGAUAGACAUGUUAGGUGGUUUGAUGAUUUGCAUUGUCGCGUUGCUCGCUGUGGGUGAUGUCUCAGGCCGAAAUUCAGCAGCUAUCGGUCUCGUCCUCACAUACUCCACUGCUCUUGUCCAACUAUGCGGAAUGCUUACCCGACAGUCCGCUGAAGUCGAGACGUACAUGAGCUCGGUCGAACGCGUUGUCCAGUACAGUCGGGGUGACCUAAUCGAGCAAGAGUUGCCGCAUGAAAUUCCAGAUCGCAGACCUCCCGCAGUUUGGCCAGCGCGGGGCGCUAUCCAGUUUAACGAAGUUGUCAUGAGAUAUAGACCUGGGCUACCGUUCGUGCUGAAGGGUUUGUCGUUGGAUAUUAGAGGUGGGGAGAAAAUCGGGGUAGUUGGAAGGACGGGUGCUGGGAAAUCAACACUGAUGAUGGCUCUGUAUCGCAUCGUGGAACUCACGUCGGGUUCAAUCACGGUCGAUGGGGUUGACAUCUCCACAAUCGGGUUGAGAGAUCUUCGGUCCAAGAUCGCGAUCAUCCCUCAAGACCCGUUGCUGUUCAGCGGCACGAUACGAUCUAAUCUAGAUCCGUUCAAUGUCUAUAGUGACGCUCAAUUGUGGGAUGCGCUCCAUCGAUCCUUUCUGGUGGAACCUCCGAUGAAGGGAGAAUUCACAUCCGACGGGGCUCAUACCCCUACCUCUCGGUUCAAUCUUGACACCGUCAUCGAGGCGGAGGGAGCUAACCUGAGCGUAGGGGAGCGCAGCUUGUUGAGUUUGGCUCGUGCUCUGGUGAAAGACAGCCAGGUGGUCGUGCUCGAUGAAGCAACCGCAUCCGUUGACCUCGGGACAGACUCAAAGAUUCAACACACAAUUCAAACGCAGUUCAGUCAUAAGACAUUGUUGUGCAUAGCACACCGUCUGCGGACCAUCAUAUCUUACGACAGAAUUCUGGUGCUGGACGCUGGUACAAUCGCCGAAUUUGACACACCACUCAAUCUCUACAACAGACCAGAUGGUAUUUUCCGGGGUAUGUGUGAGAGGAGUGAUAUAUCUGCAUUAGAAAUAGAAAAGGCAUCUCUGAAGGCACAAGGACCAUAG
Sparassis crispa is the source of this 6138-nucleotide messenger RNA. Its product is annotated as Oligomycin resistance ATP-dependent permease YOR1. The transcript has 53 exons. Bases 1 to 6138 code for a protein of 2045 amino acids. Gene Ontology annotation, biological process: transmembrane transport. The record is from RefSeq and is a predicted model, not a curated record. NCBI's taxonomy places the organism in Eukaryota, Fungi, Basidiomycota, Agaricomycetes, Polyporales, Sparassidaceae. Gene Ontology annotation, cellular component: membrane. Gene Ontology annotation, molecular function: ATP hydrolysis activity; ATP binding; ABC-type transporter activity.